Brenthis ino (lesser marbled fritillary) is the source of this 327-nucleotide messenger RNA. NCBI's taxonomy places the organism in Eukaryota, Metazoa, Arthropoda, Insecta, Lepidoptera, Nymphalidae. The record is from the annotation of a GenBank genome assembly.
AUGAUACGCAACGCAGCUUUAUUUUUUGCCGCAAUAGUCACCAGCCAUCUUUGUUUGGCUAAUCCUGUUCCAGACCCAGACCCACUCCACCGCACUCAUGUCAGAAUCCACAUUCCACACGAAGUCCAUACUGUUCACCAUCAUCACGUGGAAAAAGUUCCCAUAAUACACCAGGUGCCCAUCAUAAAGGAGGUUCCUGUAGUGCAUCGAGUUCCGAUAGUAAAAACAGUGCCUAUAGUAAACACUGUGCACGUACCGGUCGUAAAAACUGUUGCUGUAGAUAGACCUGUUUUUAUACCAGUUAAGGAACACUUAAGUUUAUGGCAC